AGCGAGCGGCGGCGGCGGCGAGCGGGUAGCGGCGGGCAGCGGGGCCGCGGCGGCGCGGGGAGAGCCGCUGGAAACUGGGCUAAGGAGUGAAAGGGAGUCGGAGCUGGAUUCCUACAGAGAGGGGAAGUUGACGCACCAGCCUAAGAAUAGCUCGGGGAGGGGAAGUAUGGACAAUAUUGUCACCAAAGCUGCUGAUGAAAUCGCAGCCAGAAGCGGAGGAGUCUUUGGACCUGCCCAUAGUCGGGACCUUUGACUUAUAAAAGGCUCCUUUAAGAACCGUCCCAGUCCAGAGGAGGAGAAGAGAGAGCAGUCGGCUGUUGGAGGGAGCAGACCCCGUCCUGGGGUGUGGGGAGUUGGGGGGGCAAGAGAAAGCCGCUGUAUGUGGAGUUUUUGGACAAGAUGCUUUCUCUGAAGAAAUACUUUACCGAAGGCCUCAUCCAGUUCACCAUUCUUCUCAGCUUGAUCGGCGUUCGUGUGGACGUGGACACCUACCUGAACUCUCAGCUCCCCCCUCUCCGGGAGAUCAUUCUUGGCCAGAGCUCCGCUUACACCCAGACCCAGUUUCACAACCUGCGUAACACCUUGGAUGGAUAUGGCAUCCACCCAAAGAGCGUAGACCUGGACUAUUACUUCACCGCUCGCAGGCUGCUCAACCAGGUGAGGGCCCUGGACAGGUUUCAGGUGCCCACCACUGAAGUCAACGCCUGGUUGGUGCACCGAGACCCCGAGGGCUCCGUGGCUGGUGGCCAACCCAGCGCCGGCAUCGCCCUCGAGAACGGCAGCGGCCUGCAGGAUGGGAGCAAUCCCGACAGCAGCGUGAGGGAGAGUGGGGCCGAGCAGGGCUUUGGGGAAGAACUGGAAGAUUUGGGAGCAGUGGCUGCCCCAGCAAAUGGAGACCUGACCAAAGAGGAUAUCGAUUUGAUUGACAUCCUGUGGAGACAGGAUAUUGAUCUCGGCGCUGGGCGAGAGAUUUUUGACUACAGCCACCGUCAGAAAGAGAGCGAAGUGGACAAAGAGCUGAGCGAUGGGAGGGAGCGUGGGGACGGCUGGAGGAGUGGAGGGAGCGAGGUCGUGGAUAGAAACCUGGUAGUUGAUGGAGAGACCGGGGAGAGUUUCCCUGCGCAGGUGCCUGGUGUUGCGGAGGAUCAGACAGCCCUGUCCCUGGAGGAGUGCCUUAGGCUGCUGGAGGCCACCUUCCCCUUUGCGGAGAGCUCAGAGUUCCCAGCUGCGGAUGUCUCCACCCUGAGCGAAGCUGUGCCCGGCGAGAGCCGGCCCGCGGACAUCCAGGCCAGCCUGCUGUCUCCUCUCCUCCCCGAGCCCGAGUCGCCCUUCGACCUGGAGCAGCAGUGGCAGGACCUCAUGUCCAUCAUGGAAAUGCAGGCCAUGGAAGUGAACAACACCACGGCAGAGACCUUGUACAACGGCACGAGCGGAGACCUGCUGACUUCCAGCUACAGCCUCGCUCCCAACACUCCCAUCAAUCAGAAUGUCAGCCUGCAUCAGGCCUCGCUGGGGAGCUGCUCGCAGGACUUCUCCCUCUUCAGCUCGGAGAUCGAAAGCCCGUCCAUGGCCGGCAGCUCGGCCUUGCUCCAGCUGGCACCAGACAACUCCACCGGCCUCAACACCACCUUUGGCUCCACCAACCUGAGCGGCAUCUUCUUCCCCCCGCAGCUGAACAGCACCGUCAAUGAGACAGCCAGUCCCGAGCUGCCAGACCCGCUGGGCGGCCUCCUGGACGAAGCCAUGCUGGAUGAGAUCAGCCUGAUGGACUUGGCCAUCGAAGAAGGUUUCAACCCGGUGCAGGCCUCGCAGCUGGAAGAGGAGUUUGAUUCCGACUCGGGGCUUUCUCUGGAUUCCGGCCACAGUCCCGCGUCUCUGAGCAGCUCGGAAGCCUCUUCCUCGUCCUCCUCUUCCUCCUCUUCUUCCUCUUCCUCCUCCUCCUUUUCCGAGGAAGGAGCUGUCGGCUACAGCUCAGACUCCGAAAACGUGGACUUUGAAGAAGCAGAAGGGGCGGUUGGAUACCAGCCAGAGUACAGCAAGUUCUGCCGCAUGAGCUACCAGGACCCGUCGCAGCUCCACUACUUGCCUUACCUGGAGCACGUCGGCCACAACCACACCUACAACAUGGCCCCGGGGGCCCUGGAUCCCGAGGAGCCCAAACUGCCCAGCGCGGGGAAGAAGAGCGGCAAGGAGAAGCCGUCCGAGUUCCUGGACAAGCAGAUGAGCAGGGACGAGCACCGAGCCAGGGCCAUGAAGAUCCCCUUCACCAACGACAAGAUCAUCAACCUGCCGGUGGAGGAGUUCAACGAGCUCCUCUCCAAGUACCAGCUGAGCGAGGCGCAGCUGAGCCUGAUCCGCGACAUCCGGCGGCGAGGCAAGAACAAGAUGGCUGCCCAGAACUGCCGCAAGAGGAAGCUGGACACCAUCCUCAACUUGGAACGGGACGUCGAGGACUUGCAGCGGGACAAGUCCAAACUGCUCAGGGAGAAGGUGGAGUUCCUCAAAUCCAUCCGCCAGAUGAAGCAAAAGGUGCAGAACCUCUACCAGGAGGUGUUCGGGCGCCUGCGGGACGAGAACGGGCAGCCCUACUCCCCCAGCCAGUACGCCCUGCAGUAUGCCAGCGACGGCAGCGUCAUCCUCAUCCCGCGGGCCGUGGCCGACCAGCAGGCCCGGCGGCAGGAGCGCAAGCAGAAGGACCGGAGGAAGUGAGGGCCCGGCCAGGAGGGAGAGAGGGAGGAGCGUGGGGCACUCGCUCGGAGCGAGAACUGGAGAAGGGCUGAGCCUGGAAGUACUUUAGAGGAACUUUCAUGCCUUCUUAUCCGAUAUAUCUUCUCAAAAACAAAACAAAAACAAAUCCACGAACGGGACUGCUGCCGGUCAGUGUGCGGGGAGCCCGCGGGACCUGCCUCCCUCCCGGCGGGCUGCGGCGGGAGGGCUCCCGCGGGGGGCGGGGCGGGGCGGGGCGAGCAGCGGCCCCGGGCUCCCGCGGCCCCGGCCGCAGGAAAGGCGCCGGCGUGGGACUGGCAAGAGGCGGAGACAACUGCUGUUAGGAACUGGCUUUAAGUAAGAGAUUUAAGCAGACGAACUUAAGAACAAGCUGUAGGAGAGACAUUUUUCUGAACUUCCAAAGUUCUGUGAUUUCAGGUAGUUGGUUUCUUUUUUUUUAAAAAAAAAGAGAAAAAGGUUUUUCUUUGUUGUUUUUUUCUUUUCUUUUUUUUUUCCUUUUCCUGAACCAGUUUUGCCAUCGGUGUGCGUGAUUCAGUCCGACUUAACUCCAGAGUAACCGACAUCCCUUCCUAGAUCAGACCCGCUGCCCGCGAGGAAAACGCAAGCGGUGUGUGACUUCCAUGAACCCUCUCCGGUCCGAGGGGCUCGCAAGAUGUGUGCAGGAGCUGUGAUGCCUCAGGACGGGCCACGGGGGAAACACGUGGAGCUUUAGGUGGUGGGGUUGUUUUCUUUUUCGAGGGGGAAGGAGAAAGGGUGUGAAACUGGAGCGGGUUAAGAGAAGCAUCAGCGUGCUGCACACCCCUCACUCCCUGCCACACCGGGAGCAUGUUGCCGCCGAGCCACGCAGCAGCCUGCAUGCAAACACUGUCUGCUCCCAUCGUGGGGUGGGGGGCAGGCAGGAGGGCCCCCGGCCCCUGCAAGGCACAAAGGGAGUGGAGGGUCCCCGGCCUGGGCUCAUCACUUAUAGAAAUUAGACAGCUGGUAGGAUCCUCUUCCUUAACUGCGCUUUGAUUUUUUUGGGGGGCUUCAGCCUUGGUUUUCCCUGUAGGGUCUAGAGUGCUUGUGUUGAAGUAAAAGGGAGAAGCCCAACCGUUCAAAGCUGCUAAAUGUUCUCUUUGCCAUAAAGAUUCCGUGUAACCGUGUGAUCACAUUAUAGGAUUCUCUUCUGUCCCUAGGUGUUGGUCUGACUUCCUUUGUUUUCAGGAGGGGGGUGGGGGUAGUGCCUUGAUCACUGUCGGUCUCCGUCACGGGGACGAUCCUAGAAGCUGUAUUUACAAUAUAGCACAGCUGGGAGUGUACUUGACUUUACCAGCAACCGAAAAAGCUUAACUAUGGCUUUUCCUAGCCAGUCCUGUGCGUGUGGGACGGGGUGAGGGCGGCGCGGCGAGGGAGAGAGGGAGGCCUCAGGGUGGUAACUCAAGGGAAGGAGACCUGACGAGGCAGGAGGGAGGCAGAGGGAGGAGGGCGGCUGCCCGUGGGCACCUCUGCCAGGCGAAGGGGAAAGCAGUUGGAUCUUGGGGCGCCCGGUGCCUUCGCCGUGGCCCCGAGCAGCCUGAGACGGACUCGCCGAGGCCCCGGCGGGGUCUCCUGUCCCCGACUCCUGAGAUUCAACAGCUUUACUUAUGCGUGAGACGAAGCACAAGUGGUGAUGUGGGUGUGGGGAGGUUGGAAGGGAGCCCUGCACGUAUGUUUUAAAUUAUUUACCUCUUAGAAACUUUUAUUUUAAUGAUCUGUGACCUGUCGGGGAAAGAAGAGAGAUUGUGUGAGCACAGGACAAAAAUAAAAUGGCUUAUUCACUGUA
Molecule: messenger RNA, 4528 nt
Organism: Colius striatus (speckled mousebird)
Lineage: Eukaryota; Metazoa; Chordata; Aves; Coliiformes; Coliidae
Product: NFE2 like bZIP transcription factor 1
Exons: 8
Coding region: 400-2709 (769 amino acids)
Biological process (GO): regulation of transcription by RNA polymerase II
Cellular component (GO): nucleus
Molecular function (GO): RNA polymerase II cis-regulatory region sequence-specific DNA binding; DNA-binding transcription factor activity, RNA polymerase II-specific
Source: RefSeq, a predicted model, not a curated record